Messenger RNA from Mangifera indica (mango), 1503 nucleotides. RefSeq names its product glutamyl-tRNA reductase-binding protein, chloroplastic. The coding region runs from base 410 to 1357 and encodes 315 amino acids. Lineage: Eukaryota; Viridiplantae; Streptophyta; Magnoliopsida; Sapindales; Anacardiaceae. The transcript has 6 exons. Gene Ontology annotation, cellular component: chloroplast. The record is from RefSeq and is a predicted model, not a curated record.
CAAGGUGGUGUGGUGGUGGCGGCAGUUUGAUGUGGAGAAAUAGUCAUAAAGAAAUUUGAGCCUUCCAUUACCAUGGGUGCUGUCGCAUACUGUAAUGACACUCAUUGCUGUUGUUGCCGUUGAUUUCGUUGGUCGGCCUGAGAAGAGUUAGAUCUAGAAAUGGAUUGAUUGUAAUUAAAUUAAGAAAAUAAUAAUGGAAUGAAUAUGAGUCUUUACAGAGAAUGAUUGGGAGAGGGAGAAAGAGAAGGCAGGGGAUCACCCCCCUCAUCAUCAUCUCCCCUUACCUAUAACAAAACAUCCACUGUCGUCUUAUUACCAUCAGACAAACAUUAUUUUCUGACGAUAAAACCCAUUUUUCAGUUCUCACUAUCUUCGUCAUAAUCUCUGACGAGAUAAAAUACUAACCCAAAUGCUUCUCCAAGUUCAAUCUUUGACAUCACCCCAUUUCCUGCCUCCUUUAAUUGCCUUCAAAACCAUCGCCAAACCCCAAUUCAUCCAUUUCAACCAAACCCCACCUCGCAAAUUCUCUCUCAACUGCUCGCUCUCCGUGGUUUCCGACGCGACGGCAGUAAGUACCCUAGUGGGCGUUUCAAACGAUAAGCCGUUUCCUGCUGAGAUGUCCAGGACCAUCAUGGAGUUGUCGUCCGUUGGCACUCUCUCAGUGUUGACUUCUAACGGCUGGCCUUUGGGCGUUGGUGUGAGAUUCACCGUUGACAAUGAAGGGACUCCGGUUUUGUGCUUGAACCAAUUUUGUAAAGAGCUUAGUGUUGAUAAGAAUUCCAGUCUUCAUGUUCAGUUGGGGCAGUGUGGAUUGAGGACUCCACAGUGCACAAUUCAAGGAAGCCUUGACAAACCAAAAGAUUUAAACAUUUUGAAGCGGCUUCAUGCAUUGUGGAAAAAGCAGUUUGGAGAAGAAGUUGAUGAGAACCUUAUACAUGUCAUUGCUGUGGAAAGGGUACUUCAGAUGGAAGACUUCCAGGAGGAUGGCAUUUGGAUCUCUUCUUCAGAUUAUACAAAUGCUAGCCCGGAUCCACUUAGAGAUUUUGCAGAAAAACUUGUCACUGAGAUUAAUGCCAAUAAUAUUGAAGAUGUUUAUCGCUUUUGCAAUGUAUAUGUUGAUCUGGACUUUCAGGUGUCAGAAGCAAAGAUGAUAUGGGUUGAUCGGUUAGGUUUUGACAUACGUCUCUGCUCAACUCAAAACAAUAUAUUUGAUGUCCGCAUUCCUUUCCCUCACGAAGUGACCAAUGAGAAGGGCGUGAAGUCCUCACUUAAUUGCAUGUCACAACAAGCUUGGGAGGUGGAAAAAAAUUAUCAAGCCCCAGAUUUUAAGGUGAAACAAUUGAAGCAAAUUACAUAGAGGAGAUUGUGAUGGACUGUUUUUUUUCUUGUAAUGCUGCCAUAGUAUUUGAGGCCCAAGAAAAUAUUUCCUGGUUGAGUUCUCAUCGGUUAGGUGUUGCUACUUUAACACCAAAUUCUUAUUAUAUAUAUUAUUCCUUACAGCUA